AGAGAAUAAACAUGUCGAUGUUUUCCUCAGAAACAAGUACAAUGCUCAACAGCACUGGUCUUAUAUGUUCAGAGGACAGCUGACACAAACUGAUGCCCCAAAUCUGUAUUGCAAGUGAUCAGUAUGUGGAGAACAACAUGUAGGAAAAAUGACUGAUAAGACAGUGAUUAAGAAUUCUGAUCUUUUAACCAAGUGUGAACCUGAAAGAAAGAAAUCCACUGAAAAUUUGCAGAAUGAAUUACACAAUGGUGAAGAGCUACAGUAUAAAGAGUUACUCGCUCAGUCUAGACUUUCUGCCACAAAUGUGACAGAACUUCCACUUGCUGAUAUAAAAAAUGUGGAAAAAGAAAUCGCUGAUGUCAGUACUAGUGAGAAUCUUUUAUUUUUUAAGCAGCAGUAUGAUCAAACAGCACAUAAACCCAGAGAAAUUACAGAAAUAGAGAAUCCAUUGACUAGACAUCACAGAAACUACAAAGUAAGCAAGAGACCCCCCACUGAGAGACCCCCCACUGGAUUUAAGAAUGGAAACAGUGGUUUCUUUGGAAGGGAGACAUCAUCAUUGAGAGACAGAAUAAGCAAAGUUGAUUCUAAGUUAGAACUGCAUGUAUCAAAUUCUUCAGAGAUGUCUGAUAAAGUGGGGAGAAGUAUUCCGAAAGACACAAAUGCUGAAAAGCAACAUAUGCAUCCAUACACAGUAAGACCAACUGUGUUCACUAUUUCAGAUCAAUCUGAAAUGGUGCCUGAGGGGAAAUCACCAGUAGAUUCAGCGAUUGAUUUGGAUGUGAGUGCAGAAAGUACUUCCUUUAAUGACUAUGGGGAUGUAUACAUGGAAGAUUUGAUGGACGGACCUUUCGAUGAUAAUGCAUUCCUUGAUAACGAAGUCAAUAUCCCGGACGUGCAUUUAGCUCUAGAGCUGGAUUAUCUGACGGAAUUUAACGAGGAUGAAUAUUGGCCAGACGAGGACUGGCUAUAUGUACGAGAUCUUGAUUUACAAUUGAAUCACAUGGAGUCAGAGAGAGAUGAAAGAUUGCGAUCUUCACCAUAUCCAAGAGGAAGUCUAUUACCUACAACAGAAUGUGAAGUUUGUUUUGACAAAACAAAUGUCAGAAAGCGGUUAUGUUGUGAUAUUCCUAUCUGUGAGACAUGCAUGGAGAAUUAUGUGGAAGAAAAAGUGAAAAACGGUGCUGUCAGUAUUCAGUGUAUUGGGCAAUGUGAGUCACUGGUCCAUCGCAAUGAAAUCCUGUCCCUAUUAUCUGUAGAGAUGAAGGAAAAAUAUUACAAAUUUCUUGUAGAUGCUAAUCAGGAUCCGAUGGUGAAAACCUGUCCUCAAUGCUCCACAAUUUACAAUAUGACAAAAGAAGAGCAAAGGGCUGCAAAAAAGAGGGCUAAAAGUCUUCGCACAAAUGUGACCUGCCUUAAAUGUGAUCUUGUGUGGUGUUUCCCUUGCCACGCUCCUGAACAUCAGGGUAUCACUUGUAAAGAGUACUUAAAAGGGGACAAACUUCUAAAAUCAUGGGCAAAGAUAAAAACAAGAGGACAGGAUCUGAAUGCUCAAAAAUGUCCACGAUGUAAGGUGUUUAUCCAGCGUAAUGGAGGCUGUGAUCACAUGACUUGUAAACAGUGUGGAACGAGCUUCUGCUACAGGUGUGGAGAGCGAUACAUUAUAACUAAUGAUGUGACCAGGUUGAUUGGGAACCAUCACAGCAAGUUCAGCCCUUUAGGAUGCAAAUAUAAUUUGAUGCCUAAUAGGCCAUGUGCCAGGAAGCUAAUUCGUGGCUCUGUCCUUGGUGCUAAAGUAUUGGGUGGCAUCCUUUUGGGUGGCUUACUUGUAGCUGCUGGAGUCAUUCUUGUGGGAACCAGUUUCAUAGUGUUUCCUGCUUAUAAGGGCUUCCAAUAUCACAAACAGAGGAAGUAUCGCAAGCGGAUCAGGAAUUUCAGGAAUAUUAGACUCCAGACACCAGAGCUACCUCAACUGAUGUUCACCAACACUCAGACAGAGGGUGCCGGGAGUGCAGACAGCUCAAUUUUUGGCACUAUUUUUGAUGAAUCGGACAACAUUGAUACAUAUGAUGAAUUGCAAGAGAGGGCAGCAGAAUAUGACCCAUCACAUGAAGUAGAAGUAUGGGUACAUUGCCACCACCAGAAUAUUCAAACAGAUCUCCGACAAGAAAUGCUUGAGAAUGAAGAUCACCUUGAAAACAGGAGCAAUAUCACACAAACAACUGCUAAACUUUCAAAAGAUCAAGAUCAGGGUGACACCCUCUACGUGAAAACAGCGUAUGUCAAUGCUGACCAUAGCAAAUCUACAUACAAAAAAGAGAUUCCUGAAACACAUGAUGUUAGUGAAAAUCAGAAAGCAGAAGAGUCACUCAUGAACACACAAAUAAAAAAUGAUUCAAGAAACGGACUUAGUGACAUUAAGGGUGAAGCAUCAGAUGGUAGUGCCAUCAAAAAGCAGCAAAAUCAGAGCCUGGAAAAGGGGGAAGAUUUGGGUGAUGACAACUCCACAACUCAAGGAUGCUUUGUUAGAAUUUUUGGCAAGAAAUUACCUUUGGUGUGGGAGAAAGAUUAUAAUGAUGAAAUGAUGAAAACUCUUGACAGCAAACAAAAAGACCAUCCAGACGCACUGGAAAAUGGGCAAUUACAAGACCAUUCAUCCAUAAUGUCAGACACAAAAAUUCUGCCGCCUUCUGUACCAGUGGAUGAUGGAGGUUCCUUAGACAGAAAGAAACAUGUCUCCAGUGUCAAAGUGAUGAGACAAGAUAUUGUGAACCGUGUUCUGCAGUCCACACAACCCAGUCAGUUGACAGUGAGGGGAUCAUGUGAUAAUAGAGUCUUUGACGGUAAUUUAGAUGAAGGGGAAGUAAGUCAGAUAGUUGAUCCAUACUUUGGAGUUGUCUCCCCUGACAAUUAUGAAACCACAUUAUGAGUUCUUUGAAGAGAUUACAACUGCAAAUAGAUGAAAUACAAUGAAAAUAGUAUUAUGUAUCAAAAAAUAGAAUAUAUAUAAUGUUAUAUGCUAAUGAGAUUAUUUUAAUGCAGUUUUGUUUGAAAUCCCUUAUUUAUUCAAAUAUAGCAACAUAUAUUAAUGUGUACAAAAUCAAAUGUCUGUUAGGCUUGUAUAAAUUGAUACCGAACACAGCAUGAAAUUAAAUACUCAUGAACACUAGCCUAAACUGUGACAGCUGUGAAACAUUUUCCUGCAAAAUUUUAUAACUAUACAGUGAUAUUUUGUGUAUAUCAGAACAUUUAUGCAUCGUCAAUUUCUUUAAAAUGUUUCAGAAUUAAAGUGUGAGGAUUUGCAUAUGAUAAGCAGAUAAAUAUUUGUAUAGACUGGACUGUAUGUAAGGACUUUUCUGUAUGUGUGGAUUUUUUACAGUAUGUGUUGACUUAACUGUUUAAGUGGAUUUUACUCUAUUUAAAGACUUUGCUGUAAGUAAGGACUUUAUGUGAGAAAGGGUCUUUAUGUGGUAACUGUAUGUGUGGAUUUUCCUGAACGUGUGGAAUUCACUGAAUGUGAAGACUUCACUGUAUGUUUGAACUUUAAGUAUGGACUUCACUGUAUCAAAGACUUCAUGUUUGGACUGGACUGUAUGUGAAAGUUUUACUGUACAUUUAUGUGAGAACCUAACUAUAUAUGUUGACUGAGCUGCAUAGGAGGACAUAAUUAUAUCAGUGUCAAAUGUCUAAAUACAAUGUACAUAUGUAAUAAUAUAUGCGGCCGUCAUCAGGUAGUGGCUGAAACAUGUAGACAAUUUUCACAAAAAGUCUUCGCGUUGUUCGAGUUUUCCUUUUUUAUUAAUUAUGUUAUCAAAGUAAGGAACACUAUUGAAUCCCACAUGGAUCCAACAGGAAACACUACUGCAAAGUUCUACAUUAGGAGUGUUGAAUCACUCUUAAUUUAUCAUUUAUCAAUGUACAUAAGUAUUAUACAACCAUACUUACAUUGGGCGACCUUAGUAUGUUAAAUAUGCAUCACUUGUUAACGUUGGGCGUACAUCAUUAUAAGACAAUCCAAUGCUUCUGGAGGAAAAGACUUUUUAAAAAGUAAGAAGAUAAAAGAUUUCUGCUUAUUUUUAGCCACCAUCAUCAAAUGGUGGCAUGAACUAUUUAAACUGCCAUGUCUGUGAUCUUUUGUCCGUCCAUCUGUAAACAAUUUUUGUCGCCAUUGUAAAAUACUGGAUGGAUCUUUUUUCAAAUGUAGCUUCCCUAUGGUCCCUUGUUGUGCUAUUUUGAUUUUGGGAGUGAUCAGCAAAACAAAAUGGCUGACAGAUGGCCAUCUUUGAUCUAGAAGAUUCAUUAAAAGUACAAGCUAGGUCUUCCUCACAUGGGAAAUAGACAGGGGUUACAAGAAUACAAAAUAUUAAAAAGAUACUAGUUUAUGCCGCUAUUAAACAUGUUGCUUUUAUUUAUAUGUCAAUUAUGAUAUUUUCAAUGCGAUCAUGUAGUGCAACUGAUUUGUCUAUGUUAGUUUAAAUUUUUUCACAUAACUCACAGUACUACAGUCAUUUUUUUGUUUUGUAAUGAACUACAUAUACUGCCAUCUAAACAAUGUCAGAAAGGUUAUGUUAAGUCACCCAGAUGAUAUACAGAACCUGAAGGUAUUGAAACCAACAUAUAUUCCGCCUUUUUAUGCAAUAUUUGCUUUAUCGUUACCAGCUUGAAAAAUAAAACAUAAGAGUAUUAUAUAUAUUUUAGUUCUUUAUCACUGAAAUAGGCCGUGCAGAUUUGUAGGUCUAUAGUCUAAUAUCAAUUUGGAAUUGAGAUUUUAAGUUCAGAAUUGUGUGGAAAAAUAAAUCUGAUUAAAACUUCACAUUUAACAUGCUUUAGAACAUUUCCUGUCAGAAUACAUACUUCCUAAACUGGACAGUCUUUUGAAAUCUGCUUUAGCUCAGCUGUUACAUGUAGCCAUGACCUAAUGCAAUUUCCCAGCAUUUACCUCAGAUUUCUAACCCAACUUUUUAAAAGUUUUUUGGGCAAGGUUUUUAAAAGUUUUUUAAUUGUAACUUUUUGCCAUAUUGAGAUUAUAUAAUUACAGUGGAACUUCUCUAAACUGACCAUGCAUGAGAUAUUUAUAUUUGGCCGUUUAGAGAGGGUUCAGUUUCUAGAAGUGAAGCAAGUUGACCAGUUGGGACUCUGUAUAAUUGAACCAAUUCCAUUUUGUACAUUACAUUUACUAUGUCGUUCACUUUCAGCAUCAGCACUGCACAUGCCCAACUGAAUAGAGAAAAAAAGCAUUAUAUACUAUGAGUGACUUUAUAUUUUGGGUAAGUUCCAGUUUCAGGGUUGUUGGGUCAAGGUCAAGUUCUAUUUUUAGGAAUUUAUUGUCUCUGCUUCAUUCCUUGAAGGGCUUCUGAUCAAACUAUUCACACAAGUGAUAAAAUGUCUUCAACAAGUUUGAGUGUCAGGGUUGUUGGGUCAGGUCAAGGUCACCUACAGAUUUUGAUCAAACCUCAUAAAUAGAACAAGUGGACACAACACAUUUAUAAACAUUAAUGAUCAAACUGUUAUUAAAUUAAUCAGAUUGUCAAACUCAUUUAUUGUAUUGUUCAUUUUAAAUAAGUUACAAACUAAUUUAUACUUUUCUUUUUUUUCAAAAUUAAUACCAAACAGCACUUUUUGUUAUAAUGAUUAAAGUAUAAUGCUUUUUAGGGGCAGGUAGAGAAUAUUCAUUGCUUUAACAAUAAUCAGCAUGCUUGUUGCGUCAUGUAGUUAGAUCUAUUUGGUCCAAAAUAAAAUAGGUUGUUUUUGAGAUGUACAGUAAAUUUUCAGCCAGUUCAAACAAAAUUGAUUAAAUGUUAUUGAACCAGUUUGAAGUAUACCAAAUUAUUAAAUAAAGUAGAGCUCGAACCAUCAGGGUUGACAUUGCCCAAAAUCAUGAUUAAGCGUCUGAGCAGUGUGUGGGGUGGGGUAUGUCUCUUAUAAAAUUUCAUCUUUGUAAACAAUUCAUGUGACGUAUUAAUGUUAAUCGACUGUUAAGAAAUCACAACUUUGGAUACUGUGAUGAAGAAACUAGCCCGUAAAAAGCAUGUUUCUGUUUGUGUAUUGGCAUAAGUUAAUAUGACUAUGGAUUAAUGUUAACACAUGCAGAGAUCCCAUGGUCCAUAUAUAUUUACUGAUUGCUUAAGUUAGCUUGUAAUACAGAAUUGGGCCUCGAGUUGUGUCAGCUGGCGUCUGCAUGAUAAUGUGACAAGAUGUGAAAUUAAUCACACUACACAUUGUUGCUAAUUAAGUGACAUGUAUGUGUAUAAUCUGAUGCUAUUAAUUGCUUACGAUGAUCAUUAACAGCCUGCUACCGACAGUGUCGGUGUUUAACAAUGAUGUGAAAAGUGACCACAUGGAGCAAGUAUUGCACACCUUUAUCAAUAGCAAGAUGUGUAAUCUUGUGAUAUUUUCAAACAAUUCAAAAUGUAUGUUAAACAAACUAGGGUUCAAACUAUCACUAGACAGAAAAUUAUUGUUUUUAUUGAAAAAAAUCACUUAUUAGAAAUAUACUGUUCACUGACACGGCCUAGACCAGUAUCCUUGAUUGUCCGAACUUGCUUGUUACACGUGUCGGUAUGCCCAAAGUCUAGGUCAAAUUUGAAGUCCAACUUUAUAAUUUGCUCCAUAAUUUGAACCUCAUCAAAAUUAAUAUGAAUAAUUAAUAUAUUAGUAUAAAUUGUACAAUAAAAUUUGA
Molecule: messenger RNA, 6679 nt
Organism: Ylistrum balloti
Lineage: Eukaryota; Metazoa; Mollusca; Bivalvia; Pectinida; Pectinidae
Exons: 6
Coding region: 149-2929 (926 amino acids)
Biological process (GO): ubiquitin-dependent protein catabolic process; positive regulation of proteasomal ubiquitin-dependent protein catabolic process; protein polyubiquitination
Cellular component (GO): ubiquitin ligase complex; cytoplasm
Molecular function (GO): ubiquitin conjugating enzyme binding; zinc ion binding; ubiquitin protein ligase activity
Source: RefSeq, a predicted model, not a curated record